AUGAGUUACCCGCCCCCCUACAACACCGGGCAGUAUCCUUCGCAGUAUCCUCAGUAUUUGCAGCAGCUCCCGCCGAACCCGCCGCAUCCUCCUCCGCAUCCUGCGCCAGUUCCGCAACAGCAGUACAAUGUCAGUCCCAAUGUGCACUACCAGCAUUAUCCAGGCGCCUAUGGCUAUCCCCAGGCUGUGCUGCCACAGUAUGUGCCUGGAUAUGGCCAGCAGCCCAUGCAACAACAGCCGUCGCCGCAACAGUUUCAGUCGCCGGUAAUCCACCAGCAGCAGCUACAACAACAGCAACAGCAACAACAACAGCAACAGCAACAACAACAGCAACAGCAACAGCAACAGCAACAGCAACAGCAACAACAACAGCAACAGCAACAACAACAGCAACAACAACAGCAACAGCAACAACAACACCAGCAACAGCAACUUCAGCAAAACCAGCAACGAAUAUCCCAUCCAUUACCUCCCCAGUCUCCUCAGAUACAGCAGCAACAACGACAGCAGCAAUUCCAUUCCCCAGUCACACAACAGCAGCACAUACCACCGCAACAACACCAUCUUCAACAUCAGCUUCAACAGCAACAACAGCAACAACAACAACACUACCAACAGCACCAGCAUCAACAUCAAGUACCGCAACACUCGCAACACUCGCAACCGCAGCAGCCACCGCUUUUGCAAUUUGUGAACCCUGCAGACACCUUUGCAGCACCAGCCAUCCACGGCACAGCUCCAGGCUCUGGCUCCUAUACCAAUGGUUCUCCGCCGGCGCCCUCACCGGUUCCUCAGUAUGCUGCAGCGCCGCCGUCCGUCCCCACGGGACAGCCUCUCGCCCCGUACCACACGGCCUCCAGCGAGACAAAGGAGAAACAAUACACUUCCAUGACACCUCCAACAACCACGCCUCUUCCUCCCCAGUCAACAAAUCCCACCCCAACCCCGCUACGGCCCGACCCACAGGCGCGCAAAGCAUCCUCGUCACCGUUCAAUCUAGUCCCACAAGUCGUCAUUCCAUCUCCAGGCCACCUGCAGCAAAUGUCGCCCAAGACGCCUGCGGUGGCAGCGCCGCAAGCACCUCAGGUGCAGGCGCGUGCUCCAGACGAGGACGUGGACUACCAGACACUGCUCCUGGCGCUUGCAGACGAGUAUCUGAAUGCGGCUCAUGGGAAAGGGACCACACUUGCGUUGUCAAAGAAUAGUGUCGAUUUGGCGGAUUACUACAAGCUGGUUGCCACAGGACUAGGCUGUCUGGAGGCUGCCCAGGUGAACUUUCGAUUGCCGCCCCGCACAGAGGCAUUGACGCGACUUCGAUAUGCUCGGAUCCUCAUUGAAGAGACUGAUAACGAUGUAGAGGCGGAAACAGCACUAAGCAAAGGCAUCGAAGUCUGUGAGAGGAACAAACUUGUUGACCUGAAAUACACCAUGCAACAACUCCUGGCGCGAAUGCUUCACAAAUCCAACCCCAAAGCAGCGGUGAAAGCUAUUGAUAAUAUGAUUCAAGAAGUCGAAACAUAUCGAUACGUCCCAUGGGAGUAUGCCUUUCGCUUGCUCAGGGUGAGUCUUGCGCUGUCGUCUGGGUCGCAUCAAGAGUUUGUCCAUGCGAUUCAUAAUCUACACAAACUUUCAAGUCUGGCUACCCGUAACGGCGACAAGCUCGUGGCAGUCGUGGCUUCCUUGAUGGAAGCACUGGCCCAUUUGCAACUGUCGACCAAUUCGGAUUCAGUCGAGCAGGCCCAAAAUGCUGUGGCGGCAGCACGCCGUCAUCAGUUGGACCCGAGUGUGCAAGACAUUCCGCAGAUCGGCUCUAUGGUUCAGAUGGUGGACAUAUCGUGCAGCUUGCUUGAAUACGACUUGAACCAGGCAUCACAGAAGCUGCAAAUCAUGCAGACCUUAAUGGACCAACGGAUCAACGACUCGCGAUGGCGAGAUGACGGCUCGUUCUCAAUACCACUCAACAGUAAACCGCCUCCCACACAGGGAGAGAUGGGGGAUAUCCUCCGCAUUGAAGAGGGGAAGUUGUGCUUAACUCUAAGCUGGCUGCCGCAGCAUGACUUGUAUGCUCUCUGUUAUUUCUUGAGCUCGGUGACUCUAGGGUCCAAGAAUUCCCACGACGGCCGCAAAGCAGAAAAGUAUCUACAGGAGGGCCUACGUAUGGUUCGUGGCAAUUUCAAGGCACCUGAAGAAAUAGAAGAAUCUUUUGUUGCAGCAGGUAAACGAGUUGAAUGGCGGCGAAUCUUGCACUGCAAUAUCCUGUUGCAUCAGAUGUUUCUGGCCUGCGCACGAACCGACUGGGACGCAGCUGGUCAAACCCUUAAGGACCUACGCGCCGCCACCGAACAACUGGGAACCGCAGUUCCAGAGACGGUCAAGUGUCUCAUGCAGUACGCAAUGGGCGUUAUUUCACAAGGCACCGGCGAUCUUACCAGCGCAUUGGCGGCGUUUGGAUCUCCGAUUCUGUCGCUCUCGUCAAGCAGCAAGACGACACGCAACGAUCCUCGACGAGACACCGCUAUCCUUGCAGCUCUCAACACCAUCCUAAUCAUCCGCGAACCCUCACACUACGCGCACGGUCGUCUCAAUGAGGUUCUAUCCACAGUAGAGCCGCUCUGCCUUAGCAGCAGCAACAAAUACAUCCAGGCCGCCUACUAUUUGGUUUGUGCCAUUGUGCACACAGAUUCAACAAUCCAAACAAAGCAAUACCUCCAACAAGCCCUACAGUCAGCCACCGCCAUUAGCAACAGCCAAAUCACAUGCGUCACGCUCACGUUCAUGAGCUGGAAGUACUUCCGUGGCGUCGUAGGCGAACAAUCCGAAAAGAGCGCUCGCGCAAGCCGCGCAAUGGCAAAAAAGGCAAACGACCGUCUCUGGGUUAGUGUCACUGAUGAACUGCUGGCCGAAACGCUGGAUCGACAGGGCAAGACGGACGAGGCGCAUGCUGUGCGUGAAGAAGCUGAUCGGGUGUUGAUGGGGCUGCCGGCGCCGCUCAAACAUGCAGAGUACCGCUGA
This is a messenger RNA of Talaromyces rugulosus, 3012 nucleotides long. RefSeq lists its product as uncharacterized. Gene Ontology annotation, biological process: maintenance of mitotic sister chromatid cohesion; mitotic sister chromatid cohesion. The transcript is spliced from 6 exons. Gene Ontology annotation, molecular function: double-stranded DNA binding. Gene Ontology annotation, cellular component: chromatin; SMC loading complex. The coding region runs from base 1 to 3012 and encodes 1003 amino acids. NCBI's taxonomy places the organism in Eukaryota, Fungi, Ascomycota, Eurotiomycetes, Eurotiales, Trichocomaceae. The record is from RefSeq and is a predicted model, not a curated record.